UGUGGAUCUGUUCCCUACGUUCGUGCCAUGCGGCGCUUCACAUGAGCACGAGAGGACGCGCAAGUAGGCCAUCGAUAAAAUCUCGCGGCUACACUUCUACCAGCAGUGUUACAUACUCUCUGUUCCUCCACCGGUGCCAAUGUGUCUUCCUUUCAUGUAUAUUCUCCUUUUCAAAUACUACACCGCACACUAAUUUUCUUAUAUCUUCCUCCAACCCAACCCAAAAUAUAAGAUACGAUCGCCAUUAAAUCAAAGACUAACAAAAUAUAAUUAUUAUCAAAUUUUCGUUUAGAUCACCACUAAUUUUAGAAGUGAACUUAAUUGUGAUCGGUGGCUCCAAACUUGAGCACGUUGGCGGUGGAUGCACAAAUAAUUGGCACCGGCGACGGCGACUAGUCCAAGCUUAUCAUCAGUUGUAGCCAUGAAGGUACACGCCGAUGGUUGAUAGCGAAGACAAGGAUGCUCCCGGCCGUGGGUGGCGCAAGCGUGUCACCAGCAACUGUUACAGACGUGAAGACGCUACUGGCCGCCGGCCGCGCCUCCUCACGCCAAGCCGAUCUUGCCGCCGGCCACGCCACCUCGCACCGUGCCGACAUCCACUACCGCUGGCCACGCCAACCAAAUGCGGCCAUCUGCCACGCCUCCCCGGCUAGCCGCCCGUGGCCGUGAAACCACCGCGCCGUGCAUCUCACCGGCAGACCACCGCCGUCGCCGGGCUCACGCCGCGGUCCUUCUCCGGCGCCCAACUCCUUCCCCGCCUCCACUUUGACAGCAGUCGUGACGGUCGCCUCCACAGCCACAGUUCUCCCUCCUCGUUGCCUCCCCGCAACCUCGCCACCGCUGCCGUCUCCGCACGGUCGCGCCACCGCCUCCUCACGGCCGUGUGACGCCAUUGGCUCCGUAUGGCCGCCCCCGCCUCCUCACGGCUGCGCCACGGCCUCCGCACCCCGCCGCCUCGCCGCCUGGGGUCGGAGCUCGGCCUCCCGCGCCGGAUCCGGACAGGAGGGGGCCGGAACCAGCCACCCCGCCGCCUCCACCGCCGGAUCCACGCGCAUCGCCGCCGGCGGCGGCUCGGGAUCCCCCCCUCCAGUUCCCCGCAGGAGAGUGCAGGAGCCAGCACCGCCGCCUCAUUGUCAUCGGCCCAGAUGCCCACCUCUUCAACCGUCGUCGAUGCCGCCACCUCGCCGACGCCAUGCGCCACCGUCGAGCUCCACAUUGCAGCCGCGGAAGUCGCCACCCCGGAGCUAGGUCGGGGUCGUGGGCUCCGAACGCCGCGACCUCAGGGGGAGAAGGCCCCGCCGCCGUCCUUGCGGCCGUGCGGUUUCCGGCAGCCGCUCAGCCGGCAGCGAGGCGGAAGGAGGGCGAUGGGGGUGGUGUGGCGGAAGCUGCUGGGUCGCCUCCCGUGUCGCCCCUGCCCUGGGAGUGACGCGGAAGGGAAAACGGUGUAUCUGGGUCUGCGCUUGGUCUUCCUCGGUUGCCUGCUGCAGCUAGGCAGGGCGCAGCGCCUGGCGACGGCAGCGGCAGCAUGAACGAACAGGCUCCUGGCCAAGACUGCAUCUCGACCAUAUCGAGGACAUCACCUUCCCGGUGUUCACCGGACUGGAGGUGCUGCCUCCGGCUCCGGCUCCGGCGACCGGCAAUGGCGGCGGAUCAGGCGAUCAUCGAUCGGAAGGAAGGGCUCCGAAUGAUCAAGCACAAGUCGAGGCGUUACGCCGAGCUCGACGACGGCGGCACUAGAAGCGUCAAAUCCGUGCUCUAAACCUCAUCUAGCUUAAUUUGUUCAUGAGAUAUAACGACAUUGUUUAUGAUCUACAUUUAAUUUAAGUACUUCCAAACUCCAGUUAUAAAUAUUUAACGUUUGUGAUAAGAUCGACCAUCGAUAAUUUCUCAUUGCUUAGUCUGAAAAAGAAAUUUGGUACA
Oryza sativa Japonica Group (Japanese rice) is the source of this 1920-nucleotide messenger RNA. Lineage: Eukaryota; Viridiplantae; Streptophyta; Magnoliopsida; Poales; Poaceae. The record is from RefSeq and is a predicted model, not a curated record.